ACGACGGAGACUCUUGAAGCUAUGCAGUUGAGGCCUCGAUUUAGUGUGCUCGCUGCUAUUGGCAUUCAGUACAGCAUAAGUGCAACUCCUCUUGCAAUCGGCGGUUAUCUUACCUUCAUCCUCGGCGUGGGCGGCAGCCCAUUCUUCUUUUACUGUUUCCUUGUCGCCGUCACCGGCCAAAUGCUUGUUUGUCUGAGUCUUGCUGAAAUUGCGUCGGUAUACCCACAUGCUUCAGGCCAAGUGUUCUGGACGGCAGCCCUCGCACCGCCGGAGUGGAAGCGCUUCCUCAGUUAUUGCAACGGGGCCGCUACCAUGCUGGGUUGGAUAUUCGCGAACGCGGGUACAUAUGUCUUUGCAGCACAGAUAUGGUUGGCAGCAAUGACUGUUCGAUUCCCGGAUUUCCAGAGCGAACCGUGGCAGGCGUUUUUGACAGUGGUGGCCUGCGCAGUCUUUGGUGUGGUGCUGAACGUCUGGCUGUUUCGCUGGUACCCAUACAUCACCACCUUCAUGGUCUUCUUCAUCAACGUCGGCACACUAUAUGUGUUUGUCACACUUCUCGUGAGAGCUAACCCGAAAGCGUCGGCGUCUCAAGUCUUCGUCGAUGUGGUCAACGAGACCGGGUGGGAAUCUCUGGGGGUCGUCUUCCUGAUAGGAUUCCUGCCCGGCUGUGUCGCGAUUUCUUGCUUCGACACGGCUGCACACAUGGCAGAAGAGAUGGAGAUACCCGAGCGCCAGGUCCCUCAGGUCAUGAUCGGGGCAUCUUCUCUGUGUGCUCUCACCGCUAUCCCCAUGAUCCUGGUGUUCCUUUUCUGCACGGUUGCACCAGAAAACCUACUGGCCCCUCUCGGCGGCCAGCCCGUCUUCCAAGUUUUCAUCGACGGCUUCGCCUCGGACGCGCUUGUGGCCAUCGCUCUGGCCAUAUACUGUGUUGUCUACCUUUCUUCAGUCCCUGCCGCAAUCGCAACCGCGAGCCGCUUGGUGUGGUCAUUUGCGAAACACGGCGGCAUCCCUUUCCGAGGGUGGGUAGGCCGUGUCGACCCUGCCCGGGAAAUCCCCAUCAACGCGGUCUACCUGACCGCCGGGAUCUCGACACUGAUCGGCCUGCUCGUUCUCGGACCCACGACCGUGCUGAACGGUGUCUUCGGCGCCGGAGGAGUGUGCUUUUUCAUCUCCUACGGGCUUCCGGUAUGGCUAGUGCUCUGGAGAGGCCGGGGCGUGCUGCCGGCAAACCGAUAUGUCCAUCUGGGCCGCUUCGGUCUGGCCGUCAACGUCCUGACCGUCGCCUGGCAGUGCCUGACGGUGGUCUUCCUGUGCUUUCCGCUGUACCAGCCCGUCACGCUCGACAACAUGAACUGGGCAUCGCUGUGCGCCGUCGUCGGGCUUUCCGUGUUCGCUGUCAACUGGUUCGUGUACGCCAGCAGGCAUUACGAAACACCAAAGGCGCUGUUUGUGAGCGGGAUUCAUGGGGCUGGUCGUCACCAGGCUUGAUCCGAGUGGCGUGUGUUGAAAGGCUCGGGUUCUUGUCAGAGACUCCUCGGGCCACUUACGCAAUUCAAGUCUACACUCAGUACGGCAUAACUAUUAUGUUGCACGAUAACACAAUAUACACGUUCCUUUCACACGAU
Molecule: messenger RNA, 1625 nt
Organism: Microdochium trichocladiopsis
Lineage: Eukaryota; Fungi; Ascomycota; Sordariomycetes; Xylariales; Microdochiaceae
Product: amino acid/polyamine transporter I
Exons: 2
Coding region: 22-1488 (488 amino acids)
Biological process (GO): transmembrane transport
Cellular component (GO): membrane
Molecular function (GO): transmembrane transporter activity
Source: RefSeq, a predicted model, not a curated record